Messenger RNA from Durusdinium trenchii, 1871 nucleotides. The record is from the annotation of a GenBank genome assembly. Lineage: Eukaryota; Dinophyceae; Suessiales; Symbiodiniaceae.
CUCAUAAGUAUAUAUUCACUCUAGUUCAGAGACUUGUAGCUGAUGGCAAGCUCACCCUAUGCGGUGGAUCGCACUCAACUACGCCGUCAUCGAGGCAUCGUUCCAGUCCUGGAGCAGAAAAGGGGGCCACGACCAUCUCCAGCUCCAGUGCUUCCGGUGCCUGGCACGGAAAGCAUCCCAAUGCCACAGUUGCCACAGCUGCCAUCGUGGUGUGAUCCGCAGGAAGGUUCAUUUCAAGCUCCAGAUGCACAGGAGCCUCUUGGAGAUUCCGUCCCAAAAGAGGGAGUCGGAGAGUCGCAGAGUGCAGAGAAUACAGAAGUGAACGGAGAUGAUGCAAACAAUGAUGAGAAAUGGCAAGAAGGUUUACAGGACAUGAAGGAGCCUGCAAACCGAUUGCCGAAGCCAACCGAGUUUGUGCAGAAUGAUGGGAAAGCUGGCACAGUUGCAGCUCGGUCGUCCAGCAAACCAAGUGCGGGUCAGGCACCACCUGCACUCCCAACCAGUCAACUGCAGAGUCGACAAGGAACUUCGCAAAGACCACGGCCCCGAUCUACAGAAAAAACUCAGCAGCCCAAAGGUGCCCGCAAAACUCCCCAAAGGAACCCUCAAGAAGACAGACGCGGGAGCCCCCGACGGGCUCCUGAGACCCGGGACAUUGCUAGCAGUCCAAUGUCACCAACCUUUGAAGCACAUGGUUUAACAUCCAAUCAUGCAGAGUCUCUUGGUGGAGUAUUGAAGGAGCUGGGUACUCUCCGUGAUGAUUUCAUCAUGGCCAAGCUGGAAAGCGAGCGAGGUCGCGAGCGAAUUCAGGAAUUGGAGGCCGAGAACAGAGAUUUGAAGAAGCGACUCCAGGAGGCUGAAAAGCAGAAUCGGCAGCUGCUUCAUCAGAAGCAAGACUUGGAGCAUUCUGGGGAUCUGUGGCGGCAGCGUUGGGAAGAUGCGCAGCAACAGCUUGAGGAGUGCUGGAAACGAUUCGAUACCUUGCAAGCUGCGCUUGAUAGAGACGAUAGAGCAGAACAGGAGCCAGAUCCCAAAGAGGAACUUGCUUCAGCUCCGAAGUUUGACAGCGGAGCUUGUGGGGCCUGUCAGGUGGAACUUGCAUCUCCAACAAGCGAAGUCCAAGAUCCACCCGUGGCACCCGUGGCCGUGGAUGGCAAGAUUCACUCUCAGCCGACAGAAGAACUGCUGAAGACUACAUGGACUCAGCAAGUCCCUGCACCAAGUAUCCAACUGCAGAGAAGUAUCCAGACCGGUCUCCAGACUCCUCCCUACAGUGGUUCUAUCCACCUAAAUGUUGGUGUCCCGGUUGCUUCCCCCAGAACCUUGCCUUCAUUUCCAUCUCCGAGGAUACAGCAGGCAGUCCGCAUAGUGAGCGUGCCACAAUCAGCACCCUUUCCGAACGUUUACUAUACGCAAAUUCCGCAGGUUGCGACAGCAACAGGUGGACUUCAGUCCGUACCAGUCGGUUCGACCAACUGCACUGGUUUGCACGGAAGCUUGUCUCAAAGUCCGCGAACACGGACGGCUUUGUGACUGGGAGUUCGCUCCGUUCUGCAGUCCUCUUCCAGAGGACCCGCCCGAUAGAAGGCUUGGAAUCUCUUUAGCAAAGCCAUGAUGAAGAUAAUUUAGGUUUCAAUAGGUACUAAUGUACUGCACAGGCGCUUCUGCACCCAAAGUUGUCUGCAGAUUUCAUUGCAGCGGUGCAGAGAGAUCUCGGUAUAUAUUUUUCAGGAAUUUGAAGGCAUGACCCCAGCGACAGGAUGCUUGGAAGGCCUUUGUCCGACAGGAUACAGGAGUGCGUUGCAAAUCAAAGAGCUCUUUUACACGCCAUUCAGCUAAGCUUGCCAUUCCAAGCUUUGUCGAAAUUCUGG